Molecule: messenger RNA, 2231 nt
Organism: Helianthus annuus (common sunflower)
Lineage: Eukaryota; Viridiplantae; Streptophyta; Magnoliopsida; Asterales; Asteraceae
Product: aldehyde dehydrogenase 22A1
Exons: 14
Coding region: 263-2035 (590 amino acids)
Molecular function (GO): aldehyde dehydrogenase (NAD+) activity
Source: RefSeq, a predicted model, not a curated record
UGGUAAACAAAUAUAAAUAUUAUCGAAAUUUCGAUCUUGUCCGUCCUGAAGGGUGGCGUGAUCGUAAAAAUCAGGAGAAACAAGGUAUUUUAUACCCCUGAUCAACACUCAAGAUUUGCAUCUACAACUGAAGAAAGAAUAUAUUCUUUACUCUCACCAACGAAAAUCACCUACAUUCUUUCUCUAAAUUCAAGCCCUAAUUUCCACUUCCCACCUUAAUCGCUACUCUCAGACCUCAAAUUUCUUCAAUCAAUCUAUAAAAAUGGCCUUCUGGUGGCCUCUAAUCGUCAUAGCAUUCGCUUACGUCAUCUGCAAGUUUCUACUCAUGCUCAUUCCUUCUAAUGUGCCUUCGAUCGACGUUGAUGCAUCCGAUGUUAUAGAUGAUGGACAUCCCAAAGAGAAUAGCUUCAUCUAUAUACCUUCAAGAAGACAAACCGACAAAGUCCAGUGCUAUGAGCCUGCAACAAUGAAGUACCUAGGCUACUUCCCAGCGCUGAAGCCUGACGAGGUUAAGGAGCGAGUAGCACAGGUUAGGAAAUCCCAGGUUGUAUGGGCAAAGGGUAGCUUCAAGCAAAGGCGUCAGUUCUUGCGUGUGCUUUUGAAGUAUAUUUUAGAACAUCAAGACCUUAUAUGCGAAGUCUCUUCACGUGAUACUGGAAAAACUAUGGUGGAUGCGUCUAUGGGAGAAAUAAUGACAACAUGUGAGAAAAUUACUUGGCUUCUUUCAGAGGGUGAGAAGUGGUUAAAACCCGAGCACAGAUCAUGUGGAAGAUCAAUGCUUCACAAGACAGCCAAGGUGGAAUUUCACCCCCUUGGUGUGGUUGGAGCUAUUGUAUCAUGGAAUUAUCCGUUUCAUAACUUGUUUAAUCCGGUUUUGGCGGCUGUAUUUUCCGGAAAUGGGAUAGUUGUCAAGGUUUCUGAACACGCAAGCUGGUCUGGAUGUUUCUAUGUGCGAAUUCUCCAAAGUGCCCUUGCAGCUGUCGGUGCUCCUGAAAAUCUUGUUGAAGUAAUAACUGGGUUUGCUGAGACGGGAGAAGCAUUGGUGUCUUCAGUUGACAAAAUGAUAUUUGUUGGGUCACCCGGUGUUGGUAAAAUGAUAAUGAGGAAGGCUGCAGACACAUUGAUACCAGUGACUCUUGAGCUUGGUGGAAAAGAUCCAUUUAUUGUGUGUGAAGAUGUAGAUGUGCCUCAUGUUGCACAAGUUGCCGUUAGGGCUGCCCUGCAAUCAAGUGGACAGAAUUGUGCUGGUGCAGAGAGGUUUUAUGUUCACAAAGACGUCUAUUCUGCAUUUGUAGCUGCCGUCGUCAAGAUCGUUAAAUCUGUUACAGCUGGUCCUCCUCAAUCAGGAAAAUACGAUAUGGGUGCGAUCUGCAUGCAAGACCAUUCUGAACGGCUGCAAAGCCUCAUAAACGAUGCGUUAGAUAAAGGAGCAGAGAUUGUCGGUGGCGGAAGUGUGAGAAACAUCAGUGAAGGUGCCGUUGAUCAAUACUUCCCUCCAACUGUCAUUGUAAACGUCAACCACCAAAUGAGGUUAAUGCAAGAGGAAGCUUUUGGGCCGAUAAUGCCAAUCAUGAAGUUUAGCUCUGAUGAAGAGGCUAUUAGGCUUGCAAAUGACUCGAAAUAUGGGCUCGGUUGUGCUGUUUUUUCUGGUAGUCAACGUCGUGCCAGAUUCAUAGCUUCACAGUUGCAUUGUGGAGUUGCUGCUAUUAAUGACUUUGCGUCCAAUUACAUGUGUCAGUCUCUCCCAUUCGGUGGUGUAAAAGACAGCGGAUUUGGGCGGUUUGCUGGUGUUGAAGGGUUGCGUGCUUGCUGCCUUGUAAAAUCUGUGGUAGAGGAUAGAUGGUGGCCUUUGAUAAAAACCAAAAUACCAAAGCCAAUUCAGUAUCCUGUUGCGGAAAACGCGUUUGAGUUUCAGCAGUCGCUCGUGGAGGCGUUGUACGGGUUCAAUGUGUGGGACCGGUUGCGAGCACUGGUUAAUGUUCUUAAAAUGCUGACAGAGCAAAACUCUCCGGUUAACACUAAGAGAAGCGACUGAAACAUUGGUCUUGUUUCUGUUGGAUUUUGGUGUGAACUCUUUAUUGGUCUCUGUUCGACUUUAAUGUAAAAUCGAAAUCCAAAUAAAAUGUACUUUCAGUGAAGACAGAACACGAAAAUCUUUGAUGUAGAAGGAAGUUGAAGAUUGUAAAUUCGGUUUUAGGUUCUUGUUAAUGCAGUUUCUUUACUUCUGCUUC